Messenger RNA from Jaminaea rosea, 732 nucleotides. RefSeq names its product RNA-binding domain-containing protein. Gene Ontology annotation, cellular component: U2AF complex; spliceosomal complex. NCBI's taxonomy places the organism in Eukaryota, Fungi, Basidiomycota, Exobasidiomycetes, Microstromatales. Gene Ontology annotation, biological process: mRNA splicing, via spliceosome. Gene Ontology annotation, molecular function: pre-mRNA 3'-splice site binding; metal ion binding. The record is from RefSeq and is a predicted model, not a curated record. The transcript has 2 exons. The annotation marks the transcript as partial.
AUGGCUUCUCAUCUUGCCAGCAUCUAUGGCACUGAGCAGGACAAGGUCAAUUGCUCGUUCUACUACAAGAUCGGAGCAUGCCGCCAUGGCGACCGCUGCUCACGCAAGCACACGAAGCCUGCCUUCUCCCAGACAAUUAUGGUCGCCAACGUCUAUUCCAAUCCGCGCUACUCCAAGCCCGACGCCAAUCUCAGCGACGACGAGAUCCAAGACGACUUUGACGACUUCUACGAGGACUUCUUCUGCCAGCUCGCAGAGUACGGUCAGCUUGUUGAGAUGCACGUCUGCGACAAUGUAGGUGACCACCUGAUCGGCAACGUGUAUGCGCGCUAUGAGUGGGAGGACGAGGCUCAAAGGGCAGUGGAUGCGCUCAACAAUAAGUGGUACAACGCAAGGCCGCUCUUUGCAGAGCUGAGCCCUGUAACCGACUUCAGAGAGGCGUGCUGCAGGCAGAAUGAGACAAAAGAGUGCAAUCGAGGAGGACACUGCAACUUUAUGCACAUCAUCAGAGCGAGCGGCUCUCUCGUCAGGCAGCUGAACCACGAGCUGGCAGUGGAGCUGCGCAUGAAGAAGGAAAAGGGUGGUGGCAAGAAGGGAUGGAAAGAGGAGUUGGCGGAAGAGAAUGGCGGCAGCGAUGAUGGGCCCAGCUGGAAGAAGGGCAAGAGUAGCGGAAACUGGAGGAGCGGACCCCGAGGCGAGGAUGGGGACGCGACGAACGAGGAGCCUCGCGAC